Messenger RNA from Ascoidea rubescens DSM 1968, 3601 nucleotides. RefSeq lists its product as uncharacterized. The record is from RefSeq and is a predicted model, not a curated record. NCBI's taxonomy places the organism in Eukaryota, Fungi, Ascomycota, Saccharomycetes, Ascoideales, Ascoideaceae. The transcript has a single exon. Bases 273 to 3383 code for a protein of 1036 amino acids.
AUCCUAAAGAAAGAAUUGGGAUCAGACUAUGAGGAUUUCUUCAACAACCUGGAUGCCAGUCCUGAAGAUGAUGCUGAUAUUGAGUCUGAAAUCGACGAUGAUUCGAUGAACUGAACAUGCAAGACCAGCUUGGUGCUGUUCAAGAGUCUGGACACACAGCUUCUCACUGUAGCAGCACUUUAGUUAGUGUUUCUGGCGACUGCUGUUAAAUAUUCUACGUACUUUGCUGUUUCUGCUUCCUCUGCAGAUUUAUAGCAAUAAGUUGCGCGCGCAUGCUACUAAAGUGCGCGCGCAACUUAUUCUGUAUCACGGGAGCGCUAGUUAAAUUUUUCAUUUUCCCCAAAAGAAUUUUUUUGAGUCUGAAAACUUUUAAAGCUCAACUUCAAGACUUUUACACAAAAAUGCUCAGUCGCUUGAAUACCCACUGUAGGAGAAUAGCAAUAACUCAGAGACAUGUCAGAUUAAUUAACUUUACUCGUUUCAACACAACAUACAAUCCGAAUCACCUCCAAAAUGAUCUAGGCACUCCUGGUUCAGUUUCGCAGGAGAUAAAUUUAAAAGAUCUUCUUGAGAAAUCUGAUGAAAAUAAUUUGAAGGAUCCAAAACCUCUCGUUGGUAAUAUAGAAAACCUUUCUGAUACAUUGAUAGAAGACAUGUUGAAAGAUAAUGACUCAAAACCACAAACUUUUUUGAAUACACAGACGACCAAACCACCGGAAAUACCUGAAGCAUCUGAAGCACCUGAAUCGGCUCAAAUUGAUGAUAUUCAAAUGAAAAACCAAUCUACAAGUGAUAACAAAGAUAUUGAUGAAAGCAAAGAUCCUUUUGAUAUUUUCAAUCAAAAUACUCUGUCAGCCGAUAACAGUUUAUUAGAUGGUUUCACUAACUUUAAUAAUUCUGAAUUUGAGUUAAGUAAAUUGUUAAAUAAUUCAAAUAAUGAAUCCAGUGAAGAUGAAACUUUCCAAAACUUUUUGGAUUAUUUUCAAAAGCAAUCAAAAGAUAACGAUCAAAAUUAUGAUAAAAUUUAUAACUCAAAAGAAACAUCAAAUGACAAGUUAAAUGCCGGUCAAAAUAUUAAUGUCAAUGUCAAUGUCAAUCAAUUUAACACAAUGUCUAAACUGUCAGUCAAAAUACAGCCUGCUCCAGAAAAAAUUCUUAUUUUAACUCCUGACGAGUCAAAAUUUCGUAAAAGGGUCCCCACAUACUUGAAAGACAAUGAUCGUUACAAUUCUAGGAAGAUUUUAUUUCAAUCAUUAAAUGAAAAAAAAUUGAAAAGAGAUAAAGCAGCACAAAAAAGAUUGUUGAAAGAUGGUGUCAAUUUGGAUAAAAUUUAUGAACAAUUAACUCGGAAACAAAAUGAAUUGUUUGAGGCUCAAAAAGAAAGAUUAAUAAAAGAUCGUUUAAAAACAAGUUUAACAAAUCUAGCAACUUUUAAUUUUGAAGAGAAAACUAAAACAUUGUUAAAUUUUAGAUCUACAGCUUCGAUUGAUGAAGUAACUGUUAGUAUUAAUGAUCUCAAACCAUCUGAUAGAUAUUUAUCAGAAUAUGAAUUUAAGACUUUAUAUAAUUCAUUAUUGGAAUAUCAAAAGGAUUCUUUGAAUUUUUAUAUCUUACAAUAUUAUCCUGAGGUUACAAUAAACCGAAAGCACCUAAAAGCACAAGUAGUAUCAUCAAUAAUUGAAGUUUGCUGGAAAAUAGUAAAUCCUCAUAAAUCAGCGACGACUGUUGAUGAGGAGGUAUUUUCAACAAAAAUAAUUCCAAUUAACAAGAUUAUGAAUCAUUUACUUUUUAAUACAUUUAGCACUACUAUAUAUGAUGAGUUUACCAAAGGAAAUUUGGUAAAAAUUUCUAAAGUGAAUAAUCAAGAAGAUCAAUGCUUGUUAAAAGUUUCGGGAACUAGAUCUGCUAUAGCAUGGUUUGAAGUGAGUUAUAGUAAUGUUUUUUCAAAAUUAAAAACAAGAGAAAUGAAUUUAAAGUUUUUCCCUCAUUUAUUGGACUUUAUUCAAAAUAUAGGAAAUAUCAGUUUACAUAAAAUACCAGAUAAUGAAAAUCACGAAUAUUUUGCUUUUGGGAUAAAUCUUGGUGUUAUUCAAAGAGCCGAGAGAUUAUUGUUGUGGAAAGAUUUUGAUAAUAAUAAGCAUCUUUCUCAGGUUUUUUACAAUUUUGAUAAGUUAAUUGGUAAAGAAAACAUAAAAGCGUUUGAUUACAUGGACGAUUCUAGUAUACCAAGAAUCCACAAAACCAACAAAUGGCAAAGAUUAAAGCAAAAUUUUUUGUUGAAUAGUCCCGAGGAGAAUGAAAAGAUCAAUAGCGAGGAAAAUAUUGAGAUUGAAUCCGAAAAUAUAUUUAAUGAAUUGAUGAAAUCUGAAUGUCAAGAUAGCAACGUGAAAAAUGUCAAUUACAUCCACGAUGAAAAUACAAUUUUAACUGCUUCAUUGGGUCAAGUACUAUUAGAUAAAAAUUCCGAUUUAAAAAUGUUUGAUGCAAAUAUUCCAAAUAUUAAAAAUAUAGUAAAAAAAUUAAAAUUGUUUAAUGCUGAGAGUGAUUUGGAUACAUCUUCGAAGGAUAACCAUUCUUAUUAUGCUCAAAUACGUUUUGUUCCUUCAGCAUUUAGGUCAACAGAUGAUUCUCCAUUAAAUAUUUUAUUUGAAAAGGAAGAUGAAAUAAAAAAGAGCGAUGAUAAGGUAUUAAAAGCUAGAAAAAGACUACAGUCAAAGUUGGUUUCUCCUGAAGAAGCAUAUCAUAAUUAUCCUCCCUUAGAGAUGUGGUUUGAGGUGAAUGACAAGGAUAUUGCCGAUACAAAUUCAUUAAGAUUGGAAGCUAUUGAAAAGGAGAAAACUGUUUUUGUCAAUUUACCUGACAAGGGGUCAGAUGUGUCAUUUGUGAAAACCACAUCGAAAACAUUAGCCAAUUUCAGAGAAAGUAUUAAUUUGCUCAAGCAAAAACAGCCAUAUGUAACCUCUUUUUUAGAAAAGUCUAAAUUGAUAUUUGAUGGAAGUGAAUUGCCCACGAUUCCCAGGGAGCUCAAGGUUGUGAUUGAUGGUGAAGUUGUGAAUUAUUCGUAUGUUUACAUUAAUUUAAGAAGACAGAUAGAUUUGGAGUAUAAGGGUAGAUUGUUGCAGAUAUCAAAAACUUCAGCAGGCCAGCUAGGUGGUGAAAAAAUCGAAGCCACUUUAGUCUACGAUCUAUCUGAAGAGAGCGAAGCAGAUUUUAUAGAUGAAGAUGAGAAUUCUAUAGCUGAAAAAGACAGUGAAGAAACAGAGAAAAUAACCGAAGAAGGGCUAGUUGAAAACAAGACUACUGAACAGAGAAAUGCGAUUUAUACACAACCUAAAUUUACCAAGUUUUAUAGGGAUACCAUAGGUCUUGUGAAUAGUAUAUAGUUUUGAGACAACAGGUGUGUUUGUAGAUAGUAUAAGAUUAUAUAAUGUAUUGAUAAGUUCCUAAGCAGCAACAUAAGCAACAGCUUGUGGAUACAAUCAAAAGUGGUCUGGGUGGUUGAACAGAUUAGUCUGAAAAGUUCAGCAGCUAAGGCUCUAUUUCACCCAGAAUCCAUGCUAAGGCAGCAGGAUAAAAGAAUACAAACUAGCCAAUUGCACUG